Molecule: messenger RNA, 5206 nt
Organism: Stomoxys calcitrans (stable fly)
Lineage: Eukaryota; Metazoa; Arthropoda; Insecta; Diptera; Muscidae
Product: serine/arginine repetitive matrix protein 1
Exons: 6
Coding region: 3243-5141 (632 amino acids)
Source: RefSeq, a predicted model, not a curated record
AAGGUUUUUUGUGCCUUACUGCUAUUAAAUGUGGCUUAGAAAUGGUCUACUGCUGGUACUUAUUGUAGUGCAUGAUAGAAUAUAGUAAGGACACGGGGGGGUAGUAGUGUUGAUUAUAAUAGGGGUUAGGGGUGUUGUUGUUGUAACAGUGUGUUGUACAUUGAGGGGAUAGCCCUUGCCGAUGAAGGACUCCAUCGGGUCAAUGCGGUCCGAACAAUCGGCUGCCAUGGGAUUGAGGGUUAGGAAAUAAUAAGGGUUAAAAUAGGGUUUAGAUCGAUAACACACAUACGUGUUUUCUUUGAUUUGAUGAUAUUGAGUAGUUGUGAUAAUGAUACAUACACACAUACAUACGUGAUCAUGUGUGCAUUUGACAAUCAACUCUGCAGCCAUGAGAAAAGUGUGCAAAAGAAACAACGUCCUUCACGCCCUAAAAAGCUUUGUAGAGAACAGAGAGGUUUUUAAGUAAUUUAACUGUAUUACUUCUCAUUAUUGUCAAUAUGUCAUUUUAUACCAUAAGCGAAGUUAAGAUACUAGACAAUUAUUGUGUUAUACUAAAUCCGCAACAAACAGCGUCACCGGCUACUAUUGCAGAUGAAGUAUGAGCCCGCCAUUGCGGCUACGAGACUUAAGGCAAUGAUAGGACUAGGUCGUACCUUCGCGACAUAAUCGAGGUAUCGACGGAAAACUUGUAGGGAAUGGAAGAGAUUUCCGAUCGGAUACCUGUGAGGACAUUUGAAGCCGAGGGCAAUGCCAACAGUACAGUUUUGUAUUGACGAAACUCUGGUUUUGCCAUCUGGAAGUUCAUGCUCCACGGACGGAUCAAAACUAGAGGACAGAGUGGGUCUAGAAGCAUACAUUGAGGACUUAGGGACCGUAUUGUUGAAAGACUACCUACCAUAACAGCGUCAUUGCGAUUGCGGAGAUCUAAGCGAUCAUAGAAUGCAUGAGGUUGUUGAUGUUGUACCCACAUUAGCAUGUAGAGGUGGCGAUCCUUGUCAAGGUCUUUUAGAUGAGCAAGCUCUUUUUGCGGGAACAUGAUGACCCUUGGUUAUUUAAAGGCGCCAGUAAAUGGACUUGUCAUACCGAGAAUCAUAGGCACUUAGUAUUUAAGCAAUAGCCGGUGCUACCCGGCCUCUCACUGAGACUCUCCACUCGAUAUGCGUAACCUGUGAACGCGCCCUCGCCCGUUAGCUGCCAGCUAAGCUUCAAGUGAUAACUAAGAACACCACACAGAUUGGAGCUCAAAGUUCCAGCCUGUUUGGUGCUCAUAGUUAUAGCGUCCCGGUCAUGAAUGAGGUGGUAUGGUAUUAAAGCGAGAACGUCGAGUGUGCACAUCUGUACGGACAGUAAACUGGUCAUCAGUGAGGCAGCCACUGCGGCUAUGAGACUUAAGGCGAUGGAAGAAUGGAUUAAGGAUGGGAGCAGACCAUAUCAUCGCGGUAAAAUUGAGGCGACGAUAGGAAACCUGAAAGGAAGGGAAGAGGUUUCCGAUCGGAUACCCGAUACGACACUUGAGGUCGAGAGCGAGUCACUGCUGCCAGCGGUACAGUCUUUGAACUGAAAGUACCCUAGUAUUGCCAACUGGAAGAUCAUGUUACACGGAUGAAUCAAAGCUAGAGGACAGAGUAGGCCUGCGGGUCUACAUUAAGAAUCCAAGGAUUGAGAUCUUUUUAGACUGCCUGAGCGUAAUUCGUUCCUGCAGGCGGAGACUCGGUCGAUCACGGAACGCUUGAUGUGGUUGUUGUUGUAGCAGUGUGUUAUACACUGAGGCCCUUGCCGAUGAAGGAAUCCAUCGGGUCAAUCCGGUACGUACAAGGACUGAGAUCUUUUUAGACUGCCUGAGCGUAAUUCGCUCCUGCAGGCGGAGACUCGGUCGAUCACGGAACGCUUGAUGUGGUUGUUGUUGUAGCAGUGUGUUAUACACUGAGGCCCUUGCCGAUGAAGGAAUCCAUCGGGUCAAUCCGGUACGUACAACCGGCUCGCAGCUAAGCUUCUCGUGGCAGCAAUGAACACAACACAGAUCAGACCUCAAUGUUCCAGCCUUUGUGGUGCUCUGCUGAUCUCACGCAUAGGCCGGGAAAUUUGGUCUCAUGACGGAUAUUCGACCAACUGGGGUAAAGCUGACGGCUGCUGCCGUGAUGAUUGGGCGGAAAACCUUUUCUGUACUGCAAACUUUCUAUAGUAAUGAUAAAGUUUUCUUAGAAGUUUCCAAAUUUUUGUCUUUGGGCCUACUAAGAGAAUGUGGUUUAUCGACUAAGAUGUUAGCUACGAAAUGUUUUAUUAUUGUGUAUUUUUAUUGUGCCAAAAAUAUUUUUCUGUUAAUUUCAAUGUUUUAUGUUUCAAAUGUUAAAAAAUUGUUGAAGAGUAUAUCCUAAUCUUUUAACCACACAAUUCGUGAGUUGCGUUUGUUUUGAUCAUGAAGAAUAAGAACUGUAUGUGUAUACUAAUUGUCGCGGCCGGGUAGACAUUUCGUCGGGUGUCUGUAAAAGGAUAAACAGAACAUUGUUUAUACGUAUCGGUAUGUCCAAGAAUUCCGUGCACAAUUCAUGGCAAGUGAUUUGUUAACGCGAGUUGUAAGCAAGAAUGUAAGAUACAAAAAGCUUAAAACAAAAUUGGCUUUAAAAAUAUGCCUGUUCUUAAAAAAAUGACAAAUUUAAAUAAAAAAAAAAAAAAUAUGAAAAUUAUACACAAAUAUACAUCAUCUAGGAAUAAUCAUCGCUCAUACAUUUCAUAAUACAUCAGCUAAAGAGGAAUAACUGCUAAUACACCUGUCCACACCUACAAUAAAUUUAAAGUGGUAGAGGAGAAUAAAAGGAAAAUGGCUGGCUCCCCCCCCUUCGCCCCAAUCGAAACACAUGGCAAUGAAAAAUAUUUUUAACUAAAAUAUUUGUAAUAAAUAAUUAAAACAAAACAAAAAAAAUCAAAAAUUCUUAAAAAUUGAAUCUAAUUAUGUGAUCUGUAUGUUUUUGCAGCUUCUUUAUACUUAAAAAUUAAUCGUUAAUCAAAAAAAGUGCAAUUUAUAUGAAAAGCAAAUUAUAAGCAAAUCUACUUAACGGCGCGUUUACAUAUCGAAUACAUACAUACGUAUAUGUAUGUGUGUCAAGCCGUCGUCGGUCGUCGUGUACUGCUAAUAUCAUUUCUCUCUGUGUAGCAAAGCAUUUAUCGAUAUAACGAACGAACGUGUGUAGUAGUUGUUUGUGGUCUGUGGCCGUCUUUGGUUGCAAUCGCAACACACGAACGCAAUGUCGUCGUCAAGUUCGCGUCGUCGCAUGGAAAUGAAUUCAAAACUACACAUGGAUCGUCAGCCGAUUGUUACCAGAAUAAAUGAUCCUUCUUUGCCUGCUGGAAAACGUAGGGAAAUAGAUAAUGUCAUGAAGAAGGCACGUGCCAAUAACACCAACGACUAUUGGGAUAAGAAACUAUUGGAAGUGGAGGAGAAGGACCCCAAUCGUUGGCGCCAUACCGGCUAUAAGAAAAUGUACAUUCAAGGUGAAAGCAGCUCGGGUGAAAGUGAUCGCGAAGGAGGUGGUGGUGGUGGCGGUAGUGCUGCGGGUGGAGGCGGCAGCAAUGGCAACGGUUAUCGUGGCGGUUAUGGCUCUUCGGCAGGAGCUCCAGCUCCCUUAUCCGGUCGUUACGGUCGAUCUCGCUCUCGUUCGCCGCGUUCAUGCAGUCGGACGCAUAUGCGUAAAACGCCUCCUCAAUCGCCCAUGCGUCGUAGGUCGCCUCCACCACCGCCCCGUGAAAGAGAAAUGGAUCGCAUAAGUCGUCGUGGUGUUUCCCCACGUUCCUCCAUGGAUCGCGAUAGGGGUCGUCCGCGUUCACCACCUUAUCGUGGAGGUGGUCCGCCGCGUUCACCCUCCGAAAUGGGUAGUCGUCGUCCAAUGGGGGGAAGACCGCGUUCCCCCCCGGAACCGCCUAUGCGUCGUCGUAAUUCGCGAUCUCCUAUCGAGAGACGUCGUGGUUCGCCGCCGAACAUAAGCGCCAGUAGCCGUAGACGCACGCCACCACCACCAAUAUUGGGUCGUAACAGUGAUAUGCCAUCAAAAAAUAGAGGACAAGUGCCUUUGCCUCGUUCAAAAAGGCCGCCAUCUCCACCGCCGCCUAGGAAUUCUUGUCGCUCGCGUACUAACAGCUCAGUUAGCAGUUGUUCGGAUGAUUCGUGUUCGGUUUGUUCACCCAGCCAUCGUCAUAGAUCACGUUCUAUGGAUAUGCAUCGUCCUCCACGUGGAGGUCCUCGUUCACCGCCGCCAAAGUCAUCGUCUUCGCGUUCAUUGCAAUAUCACCGUGGAGCACCUCCACCUUCGUCGUCAUCAUCAGCUUCAGGAGGUGUGCGUAUGCCAACGGUUCGCCCAACUUCUCCACCACCACGUGCUUCGGAAAUGGACAAAUAUCAAAGAGCCGAAAUGAAUGUGCGUCGCAUUAGCCGUCAGCGCAGCAUAGAAGGACAUGCCAACGAUGGCCCGGUUAAAGUAACACGACCAAGUCGCCAUUCGCCACUAGAAGAUCCGCGUUUGAAAAAUCGUCCUCCAGAGCCACCAGAACCCACACCGGCAACAGUGGUGCCAGCCAAAAAGAAGAAAAAGGAGAAGGAGUUACGCACCCGCAUCAAAAUCGAAGGCGAGAAACGUAAAAAGCAUUCUUCAUCGGAAUCUGAUGAUUCGGGCGGUUCGGAUUCGGAUGAGACGCCUUUGCCCACGUUUACGGCAACUACGCGUUUAACGUUAUCGGAACGUUUCGGUAAGAUGGCCCAAUGGUCUAUUGAUCGCAGCAAUAUGGAAAAUAUGCGCAUUACCAAGGAUUCUGCUGGUGGCGCCUUAAAGGUAAUGAUUGAGGAAGGCCUAGAAUCACCGCCGCGUCGUUAUUCGUAUUCCCCAGCUCCGGUGGGUCAUUUCCCCGAAGAACUGGCCACAACUGCGCCGUCGGGCAUGUUGUCUUGGGAUGAUGUUCGCGUACGCUAUGAUUAUUACAAAUCGCGUGGAUAUUUGAGAGAUUUAGAUUUAAAAGAUUACAUCAAAUGGGAAGAGUGGUGGUAUAAAUAUCAAGAAUGGCUUAAGCAGGAGCGUUACUAUGAAUAUUGGGAACGCCAACAAUUGGCCAGACGCCGACGCAAAAAGCUACCCAUAACGCAGAGACUCAAUUAGUGGAAUAUGUUUGAGUGACUGAAAGCAUCUACAUUUGAAAAUUAAAUUUCAAUUUGUACAUCAUA